AUGGCGUCUCUGGCUCUGACCGAUCAAGUCCAUGGACAAGAUAUUUCAUCUGCUCGAUCUUUUCCCUCACGUCCGCCAUCAUACAAUGGCGAAGACUCCCGCGAGAGUUUUAUGCAUGCACUGAGAGCUGAGCAGGAAGCAGCUCUGGCUGCCGAUGCCGAGUCAACACAAUCAAACCGACCCUCGACGACCAAGAAGACUGCAUGGGAAAAGAGCCGUGAAAUGAUUCCCUCGGGCGAAUACCAUUGGGCUCUUGAAAUAGGGGCGAUAAUAAUCAGCAUCUCCUCUCUGGUUGCCAUACUUGUCCUUUUACCCAUCUCUGAGAACCGACCAUUGGCUUCGUGGCCGUUGCCGGUGUCUCUCAACGCUAUCAUCUCGGUUCUUGGGGCUACUUCCCGGGCAUCACUGGCUUUUGCCAUCAGUGCGUGUAUCAGUCAGGGAAAGUGGAAUUGGUUCCGCCAAAGAAACGACAAUAUUAUGGUGUUUGAUCGCUUCGAGGAGGCCAGUCGUGGCCCAUGGGGAAGCCUCCGCCUGCUAUGGUGGACCAAACUUAGACAUUGGAAGGCUGUUGGAGCCCAUUCGGCCGUCGUUCUCGUCGGGUUCGAGCCGUUCCUGCAAGCGGUUAUAACAUUUUCUGGAGAAGAGGUUGAGUUUGUAGGGUCAGAAAACUCCACCAGUAUCGGAAAAACCGUAACUCUGGAUUCUGGAACGUUCACGGAGAUUUCAGAGAGUCCCGUAUUUGUAGAGCCCCUGCCAGAGCCAUGGGGACAAUUCGGCGGAGCUCCAUUUCGGUGGGGUUACGAUUUCGGUGCGCUUGCGGCUGUCUGGGAGGGCUUCUCCGAUAUCAACACGGCAGAGAACCUCAAACCAGAGUUCCGAUGUUCUACAGGCAACUGCACUUGGCCCUCGUAUGCGUCGAUAGCCACUUGCAGCUCCUGCAGAGACGUAUCGAGCCACAUCACCACGUCCAGCGGCAUUGCGGAUGUCACUGACGGCACGCUCAUUACCGUUUAUCAUGACAAUCAUUCGAACAUGCAGAUCGUAAAUCUGACAUUCGACUGUACUCGGCAUGAGUUGAAGAGUCAGAAUUUGUCAAUAUCGAAUUUCAACGGGCUCGCUACGAAAGAGCACACCAACGCGCAGUCACCGACUGGGAAAAACAGCGCGUACUUGACUGCGAGAGCAAUAAACAAUCCUGGGCGAACUAUCGCGUUCCAGGAUUCCAAGACUCUGAUCACAGCCAUUUCCAUGCUUAAAGCAAGCCAAAAUUACCGCAACAGGGAACAAAAUUGGGAGGACAGUACCGUCACGGCGGAGGAGUGCGCCUUAUAUUUCUGUACUAACGUGUACCGAUCCGCCAUCGAGCAGGGCAGGCUGAACGAAACAAUCUUGGGCUCAUAUACGUUCCGAGACAUGGACUCUUACGCCAUCGUCAACCAACCUGAUGAAAAGUCGAAAGUCUACGAUAAGUAUGUUAACUACACUCUGCUAUCCCCCUUUCCACGUUCCGACCUUUACCUCGUGCUACCUGAAGAGGAGUUCUCUUCCGAAACUGGAAUUAGCGUGCCCAACGACUUACGGUUCCGUAUCACGUUCAACACUACGAGCCUCCUGCGCUGGAUCUCAGGCGCGUUCUCCCGAACCGAUUUAGAAUGGAGCAAACAACUGAACUUCCCGGUAAUACAGUCGGGUGAAACGGAACAACCGUUCGUCAUCAACAGAUUAGGCGCUUCAACCAACCUUACAAAAACCUUUGAAACCGUGGCGGCCAGUCUGACAAAAUGGAUGCGCAACCGCUCGUUGCAGACGGAAUCUUUCGUCGGGGCGAGAAAAGAGUGGGUUGUUCGGAUCCGGGUCAGCUGGUCCUUUCUGAUCCUGCCCAUUGGAUCGCUCCUGGGAGGCUGCAUCUUUUGUCUCAUGUCCAUCUUCGAGACUCGAGGACUCGGGCUACCGGCGUGGCGGGGAAGUUCUCUGGCAACUCUGGCCCAUGGUCUCGGCGUGGAGGCGAGAGCGCUUUUGAGAGAAGCGCGUGAUGGGGAACAGAUCGCAACCUAG
This is a messenger RNA of Colletotrichum aenigma, 2055 nucleotides long. RefSeq lists its product as uncharacterized. NCBI's taxonomy places the organism in Eukaryota, Fungi, Ascomycota, Sordariomycetes, Glomerellales, Glomerellaceae. The transcript is spliced from 2 exons. The record is from RefSeq and is a predicted model, not a curated record. The coding region runs from base 1 to 2055 and encodes 684 amino acids.